Messenger RNA from Trichoderma citrinoviride, 1674 nucleotides. Its product is annotated as glycoside hydrolase family 47 protein. Gene Ontology annotation, cellular component: endoplasmic reticulum; Golgi membrane. The transcript has 2 exons. Bases 1 to 1674 code for a protein of 557 amino acids. The record is from RefSeq and is a predicted model, not a curated record. Gene Ontology annotation, biological process: carbohydrate metabolic process; N-glycan processing. Gene Ontology annotation, molecular function: calcium ion binding; mannosyl-oligosaccharide 1,2-alpha-mannosidase activity. Lineage: Eukaryota; Fungi; Ascomycota; Sordariomycetes; Hypocreales; Hypocreaceae.
AUGUUGAACCAGCUUCAGGGCCGAGUCCCUCGCCGCUACAUCGCCCUCGUGGCCUUUGCCACCUUUGUCGCCUUCUUCCUCUGGAGCGGCUAUGACUUCGUCCCUCGAUCAGCCACCGUCGGCAGGUUCAAGUACGUGCCCAGCAGCUAUGACUGGAGCAAGGCCAAAGUCUACUACCCCGUCAAGGAUAUGAAGAUGCUCCCCCAGGGCACGCCUGUGACUUUUCCCCGGAUGCAGCACAGGAACCAGUCGGAACCUCAGGACGACACUACCAAGGCCCGGAAGCAGGCUGUCAAGGAUGCCUUCGUCAAGAGCUGGGAGGCGUACAAGACAUAUGCGUGGACCAAGGACCAGCUGCAGCCGCUCUCACGCACUGGCAAGGAAACCUUCAGCGGGUGGUCGGCACAGCUGGUGGAUGCCUUGGAUAGUCUGUGGAUCAUGGAUCUCAAGGACGACUUCUUCCUCGCGGUCAAAGAAGUGGCGCUUAUUGACUGGUCCAAGACCAAGGACAAUGGUGUUGUCAACCUAUUCGAGGUGACGAUUCGAUAUCUCGGCGGUCUGAUUGCCGCGUACGAUCUUUCGCAGGAGCCGGUCUUGCGCGCAAAGGCUAUCGAGCUUGGCGAUACCCUCUACGCUACGUUUGACACACCGAAUCGCCUGCCGUCUCACUGGCUCGACUACAACAAGGCGAAGAAGGGCACCCAAAAGGCCGAUGACAGCAUGUCGGGAGCUGCUGGUGGCACCCUUUGUAUGGAGUUUACUCGCCUGUCGCAAAUCACGGGCGACCCCAAGUAUUACGAUGCCACGGAGCGCAUCAAACAGUUCUUUUAUCGCUUCCAAAACGAAACCUCGCUCCCCGGCAUGUGGCCAGUCUUCAUGAACUACCGCGAUGAGACCAUGAUUGAGAGUCGAUACUCCAUGGGAGGCAGCGCAGACUCCCUGUACGAGUACCUGGUCAAGAUGCCCGCGCUUCUCGGUGGACUGGACCCCCAGUACCCAGAAAUGGCCAUCAGGGCGCUCGAUACCGCCAGGGACAACCUGCUAUUUCGUCCCAUGACUCCAAAGGACGACAACAUCCUGGCCAUUGGAAAUGCAGUGGUUGACCACGGCAAUGUCCAGCGAGUUGCCGAGAUGCAACACCUCACGUGCUUCGCCGGCGGCAUGUACGCGAUGGCUGGCAGGCUAUUCAAGCGAGACGACUAUGUCGACCUGGGCGCACGCAUCUCAUCGGGCUGCGUAUGGGCAUAUGACUCUUUCGCCUCUGGCAUCAUGCCCGAGUCGGCGGAUGUGAUAGCUUGCCCGGAGCUCGACGGACCAUGCCCUUACGAUGAGGCCAGAGCGCCCAUUGAUCCUCAAGGCAGGAAACCCCAAGGUUUCGUCAACGUCAAGAGCAGGCACUAUCUCUUGCGGCCAGAAGCCAUUGAGAGCGUGUUUUACAUGUGGCGCAUCACGGGCGACCAGGUCUGGAGGGAGACGGCCUGGAGGAUGUGGGAGAACAUAGCCCGCGAGACGGAGACGGAGGAAGCCUUUGCCAUUGUGGAGGACGUCACCACAUUUUGGCUGGCUGAGACGCUCAAGUACUUCUACCUGAUUUUCGACGACGAAAGUGCCAUUGACCUAGACAAGUGGGUUUUCAACACGGAAGCGCAUCCGUUCAAGCGGCCAGCUGUGUAA